AUGGGUAAUUCCAAUGAAUGGGUGGCAAGCUGUAAACGGAUCAACACAGAGAAUUUACCAACAAAGCUGUUAACAACCGUUGAUUUCGAAGAAGAUGAAGAACAACGUGACGAUGAUCUUAGCUCAAAAGUAUUAAGCACUUAUAUUAUGGCUAAAUCUGCUAUUGCGAAUAAUUCAAAUAUUAGCCCGAUUGGAAGUCACUUAUUAUAUAGUGAGCUUCAACAUAAAUACAAUAUUUACCGGCAAAUAAUCAAUUAUCUUUCUUCGCUACCAUCAAUUCUCACUGAUAACGAAAUUCAAAAACCAAUUUUUAUAUGUGGUUUAGCACGGAGUGGUACAACAUUACUUUAUAAUCUAUUAGCUUGUGAUACAAAUGGACGUGCACCAUUAUUAACUGAUAUGCUUACCCCUAUCCCACCGCUGAAACGAACUGACUAUGCUGAACACCAAGAAAAAUUGAAAUCAUUAAAGUCAUUAAAUAUUGAUCAUAUAAUACCUGGCUCAGAUACAGAACGAACUCAAUCCCAUCCUGUAUUCAGUAUUGAGGAAGAUUCAAGGAUUACAUUCUAUACUGGUCAUAAUUUUCUUUAUUUCAUACUUUGCCCGAUAAAAAGUCAAAUAUCCGAGUAUGAAAAAUGGUAUUUGGAUGAACAUGAUAAAGAAUUUGUUUAUGAAUUUCAUAAGCUGUUUUUAAAAAUGCUUCAGUCUGUUGAUAAACCAAUAUCACAUUGGAUAUUAAAAUGUCCGACUCAUGCACUUACACUACAAACAUUAUUAAAAUAUUAUCCGAGUGCAUCGAUAAUAGUGGCUGAUCGUGAUUUAAAAGAAGUUUUACCAUCUGUAGCAAGACUUUUAGCAGCAUACACUUUUUACUAUUAUUCAAAUGAAACGUUAAAGUUAAAAGCAAUGGGUAUGCGAACCUUGCAAAUAUUUGAUAAACUGGUUGAUAAUAUUUUGCAAUUUGGAAAUGAAAACAAACGAAUACUACAUGUUAAAUAUCAGGAUCUCAUGAAAAAUCCAAUUGAUGUUGUUCAUCGAAUCUACGAACAUUUUGGUUAUCGAUUAACAUUAGAUUUUGAUCAAAAAAUGGAAAGAUGGCUAAUUGAUAAUCCACAAGGUGCACAAGGGAGAAAUGAUUACAAUUUAGAACAAUUUGGCUUAGAUGCAGAAGAAAUUGAUAAACGAUAUGAGAAAUAUUCGAAACUCUUUCUUUAG
Molecule: messenger RNA, 1215 nt
Organism: Didymodactylos carnosus
Lineage: Eukaryota; Metazoa; Rotifera; Eurotatoria; Philodinida; Philodinidae
Source: the annotation of a GenBank genome assembly